AUGAGAUACACAAGCCUUGCCCUUGCAGCGAUAUUGUUGGGAGAUGUAGUGUUGGGAAAAAGCGUCGUUAGAAAAUCUCCUCGCCUCAAAAGGGAGAUAGGUGGUGCAAACGGACUUGCAAGAACAACUACGAGAGAUGAUAGUAUCAGUGAGAGAGAUCUGAUGGGUCUGAAGUUCAGCGACCUCUCAUUCUGGUCUAUAUAUACUCAAAAUGAGGUAGGAAGUGUACCUACCCUCUCUCCAGCACCCACCCCCUCUCUACCCCCCACCAAGCCUCCAACAAAAGCACCCACAGAGGAACCUACGGUGGCCCCGGUGGCCGGACCAACAACUCCAGCGCCAACGGGAAUCCCAUCAAAGGUGCCAACGAGAAAUCCAACAACGAGUCCAUCGCAGCUACCUACCAAUCGCCCUUCCAGAUCUCCUACCGAAAGACCAUCGACUUCGCCGAGUUUUGCACCAGUCACCGUCCCAACAACGGAAUCGCCAACCAAGACACCCACUCAGGAGCCUACAGUCGCACCGACAACAAAGGCACCCACAAAGUCGCCCACAACUUCUCCUAGCACUCUUCCAUCGUCUUUUCCGACCAGAAAUCCAACUAGAGCACCAACUAAGGCUCCAACAACUGAUAGUCCAACGAAGUCUCCUACCAGAAGUCCAACCAAAGCACCAACCAAGGCGCCGACAAAGACUCCAACAAAGAGUCCAACAAAAGCACCAACGAAGGCUCCAACCCCUGCACCAACUGCUGCACCUUUUGCGCAAACUGUACUUCUUGGUGCAGCAUUGGGAGGUGCAGCCGACUUUAGUGAUCCAGAAAGUUACCAGUCACGUGCCUUGGCUCGAACCCUGGAGCAAGAGGGCAUUAACGAUCAAUCAGAAGCAAAGAUCAUUCAGUACUAUGCUCUAUUCUCGAUUUAUUUUUCCACGAAUGGUGUCGCAAAUGCCGUCACGGAUCAAGAUAGUCGAUUCGACAACUUGGUUUCUUUCCCACAGUGGACCAGUCAAAAUGGAUGGACAGAGAACAACGUAGAUCCAUGCAACUAUUACGGAAUCAUUUGUUUUUCCGACCAGGUCGUUUUGAUUGAUCUUUCAUCCAACCGACUGACUGGGGUUUUCCCACCAGAAGUGAAACUACUGGCUUCAGAUGGUGCCUUUUCUACUGGCGCGGGUGGUUUGAUUGCGCUAGAUCUAUCCAACAACGAAUUCGUUUUCAACAACUUCGAUACCUCGUGGCUUAGUGAUUUGGGAACUGCUAUGGAAUCAGUCGAUUUCACUGUGACAUCCUUCGCAGGCAAUUUCCCCAGAUUUCCAACCGGGUUGUUCGAGAUCAUCAUCAACUUUACUCUAUACGACGGUGGUCUCACAAAUGCUAAUUUUGCUGGUCUCAAUAACCUUAACUAUCUUGAAAUCAGUGGAAACUCCUUCAACCAGCCCAUGCCAACUGUCUUGAAUCAACUCAACUCCUUGGAACAAAUCUUUGUCGAGGAUUCUGCUAUCACAGGAGGCCUUGAUUUUAUGGUAGGAAUGCCCCUAAUCUUCCAAGUUUGGAUUGACAAGAAUCCUGCGUUCGGAGGAACCAUCCCGUCGGAGAUUGGUGAUUUGAACACACUUGCAUCUUGGUCCAUCACAGAGAACAACUUCAGUGGGACAAUACCGACUGAGCUCGGGAAGCUUACAAACAUGCAGCGACUGUGGAUGUACGGUAACAAUCUUACCGGGAAUAUUCCCAGUGAGUUUGGAACAAUCAUCAAGCUUGAACUUCUGAGGCUCGAAGGCAAUGCAUUCACUGGAAACAUGCCCGACGAAGUGUGCAAUUUGCGGAACGACUUUCUUUCUUCCCUCUCGCUUUUGGGAAGUGUUUGCGGCGGCGCUGGGAAUCCACAGUGUACCUGCUGUGACUGCUGCGAUGUUGCAUCGUGUGAUGCCUUGUAG
Molecule: messenger RNA, 1938 nt
Organism: Cylindrotheca closterium
Lineage: Eukaryota; Bacillariophyta; Bacillariophyceae; Bacillariales; Bacillariaceae
Source: the annotation of a GenBank genome assembly